Molecule: messenger RNA, 3285 nt
Organism: Fulvia fulva
Lineage: Eukaryota; Fungi; Ascomycota; Dothideomycetes; Mycosphaerellales; Mycosphaerellaceae
Product: Serine/threonine-protein kinase RAD53
Exons: 1
Coding region: 1-3285 (1094 amino acids)
Biological process (GO): protein phosphorylation; meiotic recombination checkpoint signaling
Cellular component (GO): nucleus; cytoplasm
Molecular function (GO): protein serine/threonine kinase activity; protein binding; ATP binding
Source: RefSeq, a predicted model, not a curated record
AUGGACAGCGAUGAGCUUACACAGCAGACACAACAAUGCACUCAAGAUGUCCUCGAUCCACGCCGCGAAGGAAGGAACAACUCCGGUCUCUCGACCGAAGACAUCUCGGAUGUCAUGUGCAUCUUUCACCCUGGCACACCGGCAGCCUACAACUUAGCCAACUUCACAGCUCAACGUGCGCCGCAGUACAUCUUGGAGGAUGUCGACCUGAGUGAAGAGGAGCCGCUUCCUGCUGAAGCCACUCAGGACUUGGACGAUGAUCAAAAGACGUUUAUUCUACCUGGAAGAGGAGAUCGACCCAUUCAGUCCUAUGAUUUCGCGUUUCGUUUCUCCACCAAGACACUCCAACCUGCCUGGGGCAUCACCUUUGGGCGCAAUCCAGACUGGUGUGACAUUAUCGUCUCUGGCGAUGUGCACAAGCGGGUCAGUAACAUGCACUUCGCUCUGUACAUGAAUGAGGCUGGCGUGAUCAUGCUUCAAGACACCUCCACCAAUGGCACCAUGGUCGAUGAUGUCCUUCUAAAGAGUAAGACUGGGCAACAUCCUACUGCUCGCAUGCUUAACCACGGAUCUGUGAUUCAGAUUUUGUCACCGUCUCCGGAGGAGGCUAUCAAAUUCAUUGUUCGCAUUCCAUCGCGCACCGGGUUCACAGAUCAGUACUUGGCGAAGUUUGAUGCGUACCUCGCCAGACAGAUCGAGGCAGAAACAGCAUAUCGCAAGGCUCGCGGUGACGAGACCUCGCCACUGAAAUGGAGAACCACACAGAACGCGGGAAACAGUGCUCUUCGCGCUCCGAUCGUCUCCGAUCAAUAUGGCAUGCACUGGGACGGUGGGAUAAAGUUCAACGUUGUCGCACAGAUCGGCAAGGGGGCCUUCGCAAGUGUAUAUCAGCUCGCAACCAAAGGCGAAGGUCAUCUGUAUGCUGCGAAGGAGUUGGAGAAGCGCAGAUUCAUGAAGAACGGCAUCCUGGACCGGAAGCUCGAAAACGAAAUGAACAUCAUGCGGCAAAUCAAUCACAAGAGUAUUGUAGCAUAUCACGGCUACGAGGACGCUCCCAACCACCUGUACAUCAUCAUGGAAUACGUUGGCCGUGGCGAUUUGCAGCAACACCUAGCUGAGACUGGUCCUCUGCUCGAGUAUACUGCCAAAUCCAUGUCGAUACAAGUCCUCGACGCUCUAGACUAUCUGCACAAGAAGAACAUCACACAUCGUGACAUCAAGCCGGACAACAUCCUUCUGGAGGAGCGACAGCCGCACAACUUCAUUAUCAAGCUUUCGGAUUUCGGCUUGUCCAAGGUCGUGGACACCAAUGAUACAUUCUUGAAGACUUUCUGCGGAACUUUGCUGUACUGCGCUCCCGAAGUCUUUCCUCACUACGACGGUCCACUGAGCAAAGGUGUCAAGCGACCGCGAGCUCCGCCCAAGCAGCACUCAAACAAGCAGCACACUUACAGCCAAGCCGUGGAUAUCUGGUCGUAUGGUGCAGUGCUGUGGUACUCCCUAUGUCACAAGCCGCCGUUCGAGGGAAUCGCCGAUCACACCGGUCGCGGUAUGUUCGAUAGGAUCAUGAUGACUCCACUGGACGUUUCAAUGUUGAAGAAGACUUCUAAGUCAGCUGUCGCGCUGUUAAUCCAGAUGCUCAACACCGACCCCUCUACUCGACCGUCCGCGGAGACAUGUUUAAAGCAUGAAUGGUUCGCCGAUCAGCCGCCGCCUGUGCAUCGCCCACAACAGGCUGAAGUCCUUGGUGCCAUCGCAGAAGAGCCCGAGGCGGAUGCUACGGCUGGUGCAGAUCCCGACGUUGCCGCACUUAGUAUUCAGGAGAAGCCAAGCAGCCAAUACAGUGAGGUCAGCCUGAAUUCAUCAGACAUGAAUUUCUUCGACCCUCGUCAAUCAAAGCGAUUCAAGCUCGAUCACGAUGAGAACGAAGAAGAAGAGCUGGUCGACUCUAGUCCGGAGCUGUACGACUCGAUUCCUAUCGCUUUGCAGCAGAAUGGCCAGGCCCAGGUUGACGUCCAGGCAGAGACUGAGUCGAAAGUCAAGCCGAAGAAGCUCUUCGGCGAGAUAAGUCAAUCUGACCUGCAGCACACGGCGUACGGACAGCGUGCGAACACGACACAAGCCAACUACAGCAGCUCUGUAUACUCUGAACACGUUCCCGAGUCCGAAGACAGUCGCGGUGGCGAACGAUCAUCUUCACAGGAUAACAGAGAGAUGUCUCCUAGCCUCUACGGUACAGAAUCUAUGGUCCGGGGAAUGAACAUGGAUUCAGCUUUCGGUCAGACAUCUGACGGUGUCGAUCCGAAAACACCUUCCAGCUUUGGGGAAUCGAGCGACGCCGAUCUGUCACAAAAGACCCCGGCGGGCAAUGCACCAGCGCCAGUAGCUGCGAAUCAGCCACCACCUUUCAGCCGACAGAUCAACGUCCCAUUGCCGCCUUCGUAUUACUGGAAGGCGAACGAUCCCUCGACGCAUACCAUAGAGUACGCAGAGAAAGUCAGUGGUCGCAGUUUCGCUGCCGAGAAGAUGCACUUGCCUAGAAAGCUUGCGUCUCCUCCCAACGUGGCACGUCGGGACAGUGCUAGCAUUCAAUCUAACCUGCGACAGGAUGACUCCCAAAGACUGGCUACGACGAAUGAGCUCUACGAAGCAUCGAGGCCUGCGCUCGGUCGGCUAGUAACGACGCAUGACUCCUUCGCCCAGAUCACCAUAGAUCUGAACAAGAGAUGGACGAGAUGGGGUCGCACGCCCACCAACGAAGUCGCAUUCGACGACCAAAUGGAGCUCCGUGUACCAAAGACGGCUUUCGGUGUGUUCUGGUCCGCACCAGAGCUUGAUCAAGUACCGGAGGAUGACGACAUCACAGGCUUGCCUGGUCUGUACUGCGGUAUACUCACUUUCGCUAGUAACGGAGUGCAUGUGAACGGCGUGCAGCUAGACAAGGGAGAACCUGGCAGACAACGAUUCGGUCGACUGCAUACUGGAGACAUCAUCGACAUCUGGCCAUGUGCCAGUAACAAGAAAGAUCGCCUCAGAUUCAAAUGCGAAUUCUACGCUGGGGCGGGCAAGCACCGCCGCACAAAGGAUGGGCCAAAGUUCAAAGUGGAGAGGGAAGGACGCAGUCGGUCUACCUCCCAGUCUACUCAAGACAAGAAGGAGGCGGCAGCUGCCGGAGCUGCUAAUGCGCAGACCGGUGAGGAGGAGAAGGAUGACGAUGAACUGUUUCCAUACCAAGAUGAGGCUAUCUUCGGAGACUGCGAGUCUGAGAUAGUGGACUCUUUUUGA